This is a messenger RNA of Pangasianodon hypophthalmus (striped catfish), 2216 nucleotides long. RefSeq lists its product as uncharacterized. Bases 609 to 1283 code for a protein of 224 amino acids. NCBI's taxonomy places the organism in Eukaryota, Metazoa, Chordata, Actinopteri, Siluriformes, Pangasiidae. The transcript has 4 exons. The record is from RefSeq and is a predicted model, not a curated record.
AUACUACAUCAUUUGGUGUGACUUUUACACUGCUUUUGAACUGCACAAAAUAAGUUGCUCAUGAACAUGCAAAAUACAUUAUUAAUCUAGAAGACUUGUUCAAUGAUCUUUACAUUGUAUGUGGGGUUUUUUUGUUUGUUUGUUUGUUUUUUUGAUGCCAUGUGUGCAACACUGAUCAAUUAUCAAUGAUGGUUUUUGUUAUACUUCUUAUUACACAGAGGUGAAAUCAGAGUCUGAACAGCUCCAACUAAUUAGUAAUUUACUGCUAUUAAAAACUGUUAUUAUAAAACUGUUGUGAUUAGAUUUAUCAGUUGUUUCCUAAAAUUAUGUCCACUGCUUCUUUUUUUUUAUUUUAAACUUAUUUACACCAAGACUAGCCAUCACAGGCCUGUCUAGCAUGAUGUAUGAUAACUUGAUCCCUCUUAUAAUAUAAAGUGUACCAAUGUAAACAGUGACUAACCAGAGUGAGAUAUUAUUGAUAUGCUCCUGCUGAAGAAACCACACCUCAGCUAUAUAGCCACAUCCUGUUAGGACUGUGGUUUCUGUCAUAUCAGCCAACAAGCUGUUUCAUUGCUGCUGCUGUACAUCGGCUACGUUUGCUUAACAACAUGGCUAGAGUACUACAUGCCAUCGUAGAUUUAAUCAUUGCUUUCAGCAUAUUACAAGAAUCAACAGUUGUCAUGACUGCUGUAACGCAAGUUACAAGACAAGCCAAUACUGAAACGCACCAUCCAUCAAGUACGGCAUCUCUGUCCACCCAUUCUACCUUUGCGACUCAUUCUCCAAGCAAAGUGACUCAGGACUUGAAUGAAACACAACAAACAAACAACAGCAUAUCUCCUGAAACAAGCACCCAUCUAACAGCCACAACUUCACAGUCACACACAUUGUCACAUGGCGAGAUCACCACCACUGACCAAACCAAAACGGCUGUAGUGGUCAGUGACAGCAGUGGAACCACUGCAUUAAGGACAACCAAACUCGCUUCAGUAACAACCAUCCUGUCAUCUACUGAAGAAUCCGGUAAGACAGCUACUUCAACAGGAAAAGUAAAUAUGACCCCAAGCUCAGCUUCCAGUAAUAAGGGAGAAGACAGCUUGGCGAAGAACCCAGGCCUUGUAGCCAUCCUGUGCAUUUUCUUUAUAAUUUUGGCUUUGGUGAUUGUGGUUGCAAUUGCCAAGAUCAUCAGCUGCCGAAAAAGCCCACAGUUUGAAAGGCUGGAAGAUUUACCUAUGAACAAGAUGAACGAGGAUGCACCGUUUGCUCGAUACCCUCCAAAAUAGAUAAGACUUCGAAGACUUUCAUGGUGGGGGCAUCAGGCAUGACAGUGUAAAUGCAGACUGGAAAAUGGGUGGAGUUAUGGAUGGAGUCCAGAAUGUCCUGCUUCAUGUAAAACCUGUAGUGCAUUGUUGUUAAAAGCUGUAAUAGCAUAUUUACAUGUCAGACAUGUUUUUAAGUAUUAGAAAUGAUUUAAUUUGAAUGCUAUUUUGAAUUAUUUUUAAUGUUUGGUUAAUUUACAUGAUCACAAGUGGGUGCCACCAUUAUGUGUGUGCUUGUGUGUGAGAGAGAGCUAGAUGGAGCAUGGGUGUAUGCAUGUGUAGGUGAGUAUGUGGGUUUAUCAAGUGAGUCAUGUCAUUUCUUUUGGCUUGAAUGUUUGCCCACUGUACUGUACAUUCACUAACUAGACUUUAUGAGCUGUUAAAACUAUUGUUGGUCAUGGGUGCAAGGGUUGGCCAAGCUACAAAUAAUGACGUACAUCCUUCAGCAUAGCUUUGAGUACUUUUAGGUACUUAGAGCUUAAUAAGAAAUAAUUAUUUUAAUAUAAUCAAUACAUUAACUAGGGUGGCAUUGCCGCCUCACAUUUUCAAGGUUCCCUGAGUUCAGUUUACUGUCUGAGCAGAGUUUCUCAUGUUCUCCCUGUGUCCACAUGAGCUUCCUCCAGGGGGCUCUGGUUUCCUUCCACCUCUUAAAGACAUGCAAUAAGUGGAUUGGUGGCCUGGCGUCCCAUCCAGAGUGUAUUCCCGCCUCACACACAGUGUUCCUGGGAUAGACUCCAGCACCAGGAUAAAGUGCUUACUGAAGAUGAAUGAAUGAAAGGUUGUAUAUGUUGGCCAACUAUCUGGAAAUUGGAGGCAUGCCAUGUGAGUUUUGGGACUGAUAUUCAUAAUAAAAACACUUCAUUUUCUUCUAGGCAUAAUAAAACCUUUUAAAAGACA